Messenger RNA from Rotaria sp. Silwood2, 1974 nucleotides. Lineage: Eukaryota; Metazoa; Rotifera; Eurotatoria; Philodinida; Philodinidae. The record is from the annotation of a GenBank genome assembly.
AUGACCACCGAAGUUAGUACUCGUAUUCGAUAUCGACUUUUAUUUAUACAUUUCAUCAGGAAUUGGAACCUCUACGAUGAUGACGAUGAAUUGAAUUUGAGUGAUCAACUAUUAUCUACACGCGUUUUCAUGGUCACUCUUUCGUUAGCACUUUUCUUGAUUCUCUCAUUCACUGCUGUCAUCCCUCAAACUCGUGCAAUUACUGUUGAUUCACCUUCGGUUAGUGAUUUUGAGAACAUCGCGAAUAGGUACCCCGAUGCAUUUACUUGUCGCUGCUCUCAAAUAUCUUUUCCUUAUAAAGAAUUCUUUUCAUUCAAUCCACAAUUUCAUCAAGUUUGUUCAAGUAAUUUAAUAAGUGAAGAAUGGGUCUCUUCUUUGUUCAAUGUGACAACAAGCAAUUACUAUCCUCUGGACUUUCGUCUGACGGCCUCUGCACAAUUUCAAGUUUUAUCUGCUCUCUGUCGAAUAGUACGUAACAUCGUAUAUGAUGCUCUGAAUGAAUUUUCUACGACCAUAUUUGUUUCACCACGUGCUCUAUCACGUACCGUCUUUGAUACAUAUACAGACACACUUGUCGACCAAUUCAACAAAACUACUCUUGAGAAUUUUCGUAUAGUCAACGGUUUUAUUUCAUCCAUUAUCGACGAAAGUCAUUUCAUAUCUGCGUUGCGUACAAAUUUCUAUACUAGAAGUGUUCCUGGUAGUGACAACUAUACAACUUUUUCUGCUGUCUAUCCACAAAAGGUAAAUCUGACACAAUCGUCAUUUACGUCAAGUGAAACAUGUCGAUGUGAUCAAACAAGUAAUUGUAUCUACCCUGCUGGCAUCUAUAAUCAAUCAAAAGCCAUUAUUCCGAAUGAAGCAUUUUCAAAUGAUGCAUCACUUCUAUUUGUUGUACCAGGAUUUCAAGUUGGAUGUGUACCUCAAAAUGCAUUACUUCAAUCGACAUUAGAAUGUUUUUAUAAUCAAUCAUGCUUGGAUAUAGUUAUUACAUUAACUGGAGCUCUUCGUACUGUCUCUGCGCUAAAUAUUUCGAAUUCUAUUUCUCGAUUUGAUUCAACAACAACUAUCGGUGAUAUUUUUGAUAAUCUAAUGCUCGAAUCUUGGCAGAUUUUUCCUGAUUUCGCUGCCUACUUUAAGAUUUGCGCACCCACUGUCUGUUCCUAUUCAUAUAUACAACGUUUCUUUUUCAUUUACAUGAUCACAGUCGCAGCCAGUCUCCUUGGUGGACUGAAUGUGGCAUUGCAUAUUGGGUGUUCAUUGUUUGUCAAAUUCAUUUCACGAAUAUUUAAGCAACCGACUCGAACGCUUACAGCUGAUGAAGAACCUGAAUCAAGCAGAAGUUACCGAGAUCGUGCAUGGAAUAUGGGUAGGAUAGUCUAUGAAAAAGUUACUACAUUUAAUUUGUUCAAGACGGUUUUAACGAAUGUUGAGCAAGGUAUCUAUUCUACUCGAGCCUAUAUCGUAUUUUUGAUGAUCGGUGUUUAUAUAUUGACCAUCUACUCUACUAAAGUAAUUGGCUCAAAACAAGUUAUCGUUCAAAAUCCAAGUAUCAACCAAUUUGAAGAGCUUAAUAAAAUGUAUUCAUCGAUUCUAUCAUGUCCAUGUAGUCGUUUGUCAAUACCACGAUCAAAGUUCAUGCAUUAUGAAGUAAAAUUUCAUCCAUUUUGUACAAGUAGUUUUAUUCGUGAUGAACGUUGGCUUCAAUAUUGGACGAUGGAAUUUCUCAAUGGUACUAUCGAUCACACUCCAUCUUUCCAUUGGGCCGAUUUUCGGAAGGAUGGAUUGACUUUCUUAAAUUAUAUUAGAAUACUCUGUGAUUUCAGUACUGCAACUGUAUCUGAUGUAUUAAAUGCAUUCGAAGCGGAGGAUUAUUUCUCUUCUCAACCCAUAACAAAACUUGAAUUCAAUCAACUAACUCAUAAUUGGACCGAUUCUUUCAUAGUGCAGGUAAAAAAAGAUAUAAAAGAUUGA